ACUAUGACCCUUAUCUGACUUCAUAAAAUAGCUUCUUUUUCUAUCAAUGUCAGGGAGCCAAACUUUUUCAUAACUCAAGUUUGCAUUAUUAUUUUCUUUUCACAUCUCUCCACUUGUCACAAGAGGCUAAGUCAAAGAUGGGGGGAAGUGCUAGUGUUUGUGUUAGCAAUACCAAAGAGAGAAAGUGUCCAGAAAAACAUGUAAAGAAUUUGAAGGAGAAAGUGAGAAUUCUCCGAGAUGAAAUAAAGGAGAUGGUGUGUGAGAGAGAGAAAGAGAUAAUGGUGUUUACUUUGAAGGAAGCGGAUUGGAAGCAGGAGAUGAAGAGGAUGAGAGAGGAAGUGAAGAGGUUGAGGGAGUUGGUGAAAGAGAAGGAAGAGAAGAUAAGAGAGAUGGAAGAAGAAGGAAUGGUUGAGAAGAAUUGUGAGAAAGAGUGGGAGUUAAUGGGGACUAAGCUUUUGAUUCAAGAGAUGAAGGAGGAGAGAGGGAGAAGAGAUGAAGCUGUUGAGAAAUGGAAGCAACUUUAUCUUGCAAUUAAGAAUGAGUUGGAUGAUCUCAUUCAAAGAACUUAUGAUGGAGAUGGUGUGUAUUGGAAAACAGAAGAAAAUGAGAUUCAAAUGGAGAAUCUGAGGAAUGAGUUGCAAGAGAAAGAAGAAAGCAUGAAAGCAUUAAAAGCUAAACUAGUUUCUGUGGAGAAAGAAAGGUACAAACAAGAGAGAGAAUUUGACUUGUUAAGGCAAAGUUUGAGGAUCAUGAAUGGCAAGAAAAAUUCAAUUCAAACUAAAGAGAAGAAGCGUUUCAAAACCAAAUUGGGAAAAUGAAAUGCAUAAUUAAUUCAAGAAUUUGGUUGAAUAGGUGUUAUUGUAUACUUAGUUGUUUUGUAUGUUACUUAAAAGUAAAAAAAAAAAAAACACUUAUUUUUCUAAAAGAUUAGUGGAUGGAAGAAAUAAUGUAAUUUUAUUAUGUGGAUUUAAACAAGGUCUUUUUCUAAAA
Lathyrus oleraceus (garden pea) is the source of this 990-nucleotide messenger RNA. RefSeq lists its product as uncharacterized. The transcript has 2 exons. The coding region runs from base 138 to 818 and encodes 226 amino acids. NCBI's taxonomy places the organism in Eukaryota, Viridiplantae, Streptophyta, Magnoliopsida, Fabales, Fabaceae. The record is from RefSeq and is a predicted model, not a curated record.